Messenger RNA from Adineta steineri, 681 nucleotides. The record is from the annotation of a GenBank genome assembly. NCBI's taxonomy places the organism in Eukaryota, Metazoa, Rotifera, Eurotatoria, Adinetida, Adinetidae.
AUGACUUCAUCGACUACGAGUUCAUCAACUACAACCUCAUCAACCACGAGCACAACCACCACAUCAACUACGACAACAACUACAUCAACUACAACAAGUGUAACUACGACUGCAGCAUUCAAUAUUAAUUUGGUAACUAAUGGUGAUGCCGAAACUGGAUCUUGUCAAGUAAGUGGUGGUGUUACUAGUCCGGUUGGAUGGAACUAUAACGGACCAAUUACUCAAGUGAUCUAUAACAAUCCAACUUCCGGCUGUAUGGCUUCUUCAGAUCCGGGACCUAGUGAUCGUGGUCAAUGCUACUUCUAUGGUCAGCAAUCAACGUCCACAUCAAUGUGGCAAACAAUCAAUCUGAUUAAUGAAGUCAGCCCCCUUCUCAUUGAUAAUCAAAGUGUGAAAUUCAAUCUUUCGGCAUGGAUUGGUGGCUAUAUUAAUCAAGAUGAUACUGCUGUAGUUUCUGUAACUUUUAAUGAUGCAAACAACACGAUGACAGGUAAUAUUACUAGCAUCGGACCGGUGUACGCAGUGGAUCGAUCAAGUAUAACAUCAUUCAUCUUUCAGCAGGCUAACGAUUUCGUGCCUAUCGGCGCUCGUGCGAUGACAGUAUUUGUUACACUAACUCGUUCGCAGGGUGCGGGGAAUCAGGGCAGCGUGGAUGACAUUGCUGUCAUUUUAUAUCAAUGA